AAUCACCGCUGCAUAUGAAGUCAAGGUCGCAUAGGUUACAAAACAGGCCUCUCUGAAAAGACUUUUAUUUCUUCUGAGUAGCUUGUAUGUUAUCAUUUACAAGGCUAAAAUAGACCAUAUUUUGUCCCAAAUAUUUUUAAAGUGAAUGAGAAUUCUAUUUAUGCAGCCAGAAAGUGAAUAUGAGAUGGUGUAUAAGUUAAAAUACAAACAUACUUGCAUCAUGUUGGUACUAGUGCUGAUUACCAUUUUAAAUGUAGCCUAAUGCUUAGUGAAAUUCAAGAGCAUUCUAUCGCCAAAACUGCUGUUCACGGUGAGCAGUUUCCAAGCCCACUCAUAAAUUCAGUAGUUUAAGUGGCGUAUAAAUAUUCAGGUGUCCAUUUGUACUAAUGUUUGUGUUUAAAUAAAAUCAAUAGGUAACCUCUAUAACUUAGCAGCAUUUCCUGAUUUAACUGCCCGCCAAAGAUCGGCGUUCUACUGUACUUCUACUAGAGAUGUUUUAUUUCAGCCUUUAUUAUCUAAGCAAACAAUCCAAUCUAAUUCAUACAAGAAGAGAAGGAUCUGUUGUGUAGUUUUUGAGAUCGAGGAGACCUAGUUGCAAAUAUUUCUCACACCACACUUUUUUUCACUUAACUUUUAGUGACUGGAAUUUGACGUUAAUGUAUGGUUCUAAGAAGCUUUUCUCUCCUGGGUUGUUUCGACCCAUGUAAUGAGGUUGUUCGAGUUAAAGAUGCAUUAGGACAUUGGAGAACGUUCUACGUGCGGGAUAAGUUAGAUACUGGGUAUGUUUAUAAAGUCUCUCUAUGCUGGGAGCUUUUAGUGGAUUUAGCCGAAUAGACCUCAUUUUUGACAAAACAUCUAAAAGAUCAUUCGCCCUAAAACGUAUCUCAUGUCACUCAAAGGAUGAUGAAAAUAAGGCGUUAAAAGAAGCUAAUUUUCAAAUGAAUCUCCCUGAUCAUCCCAACUUGCUUCCUUGUAUAGCGAGUGGCCUGCAACAUGUCUCUAGGCAUGAGCAAGGAGCUAUAUCAGAAGUUCUUUUAGUAUUAUCUUAUAGCAAGGUUUGUUCUAAUCUAUGUCAUGUGAAGUAUUACAGCGAGGUACAUUGCAAAGGGAAAUUGAUCAUAGAUCUGCAUGUAACACUGUAUUUCCUCCUUACAUUAUAAAGACCAUCAUGAUCGGUAUUUGUGAAGGCCUUAUCGCCCUCCUUUCCCUUGAUAUCCCAAUGUCUCACCGCGAUAUAAAACCUGGAAAUAUACUUUUAUUUGAAGACAUGAGACCAGUCUUGAUGGAUUUCGGUUCUGUUACUCCUGCCAUUCUUCGUAUUGAGAACAAUAGAGAUGCAGAAAAAUGGAAGGAGUUUGCUGAGGAAAACUGUUCACUAACUUACCGGGCUCCAGAGUUGUUUAACCCAAUAACUCAGGAAACCAUAACCGAGAGAGCUGAUGUUUGGUCACUAGGAUGUCUGUUUUAUGCCUUGAUUUUCUCCAAAUCCCCAAUGGAUUUCGUUCAUGCUCGGGGUGACAGCGUUGCUCUUGCUGCUUGUUCAGCUAAUAUACCCUUUCCAGUAAAUUCAUGUUCAAAUGUCCCAUCAGAGUUAAUAAAAUUAUUGAAACCAAUGCUGGCAUCUGAUCCUCAAGACCGACCCCCGAUUACUCAGAUUUUGCAAUCCUUCAAAAACAUUCCAGAAGAAAUCAUGAAUCCUAGUGAUCGAAGUGCAACAACCUGUUCACUGUAAUUUGAAUUGUGUUCGACGAAGCCCCAUGUGAAAUUCAUUCGUAAAACAUUCAUUUCCCUACUCUCUAUACUGUCUAUGAAAUACUGACAAGUCUUUCUAAUUUUCUGUUUUAUGUACUUCUUAAUAUUCUGCAUAAUAUUUCGUAACACUCCCAAACAGUUUGUUUUUUAUUCUGAAAUGAAAUGCUACUGAAUAUUUUACAAAUAAAUUUUUUAGUACAAGUGCUGUCAA
This is a messenger RNA of Schistosoma turkestanicum, 1963 nucleotides long. Lineage: Eukaryota; Metazoa; Platyhelminthes; Trematoda; Strigeidida; Schistosomatidae. The record is from the annotation of a GenBank genome assembly.